AUUCUUUUAGUCAUAAUUACUAUAUUAUAGAAUAUUAACCAAUAUUAUAAGGGUGGAAGUAAACUAACGUAACCUAUAAAAAGGAAACGAGUUAUUAAUGCAAAUAUGUAAUUGUAGGAGCGAGGAAAUUAAUGCACUUUUAACAACAGACACAACCGGUAAGGAGAGGUUGGUGCGUUUCAGUGGCGAUGAGGAACCAAUAUACGAAAUGGUUUUGACUGUACGGGCAGGGGGCCGUGUUUUGGUGGUGGUACUAAAGAAGGAGGGGGAGUACAUAAAGGAGAAACUGUUAUUUCUUUAUAAUGGACCCGAACCUUUCAUAUAUAGGCAAAAACAUUCAUUCAGAUUUUGGAUUGAACAAAAGUGUAGGCAUAUGUUAUAUACGCCAACAAAAACGUUUUUGGACGGACAAUUGAGGGAAAUAUGUCAAUGGUUAGUGAAUGAAUUCAGGAACCCUAACGCGGAAGGAGUGUCAAGUACACCGUACAGGUACCACCUAGACAUAGAGCGGCCACUGCUGGUACAGAACAGACCAAGGACAAUAUGUGUUGCAAAUAUAGUGUUUAACAGAAUUAAACCACCGGCACCCACGGGGGAAGAAACUGUGGAACAAUUAGAAGCCGACAUAAAUCUUACAACCAGGGUUAUAGAUGAGUUUUUUCAAAUAAACAAUGAAAUAGAUAUAGGUGCAUGGUCACGUUUUAGAAAUAUACAAAUGCGUAGGGUAGCAACAUUAAAAACUAAUAAUAGUAAUAACGAUAACCGUAUUAACCAAAGUAAUAAUAGUUAUAUAGGUGUAAGUAGUAAUAAUGGUGAUUGGUUAGAUAAUAUACUUUCGGAUAUGGAUGAAUUAGAAAUAGUCAAUAACACCUAUAGAUAUUCUAUUAGACUUUCGGAUAUUGAUAGUGAUAGUGAUUAAAAU
Molecule: messenger RNA, 922 nt
Organism: Acyrthosiphon pisum (pea aphid)
Lineage: Eukaryota; Metazoa; Arthropoda; Insecta; Hemiptera; Aphididae
Exons: 2
Coding region: 98-919 (273 amino acids)
Source: RefSeq, a predicted model, not a curated record